UGACUCAUGCUUUGGCCAAAGGAAUUAUGGUCCAUUUGGGAUUGGACUCAGCAAGGGAAGGGUGUGUGCGUAUAAAUGCACAUGCAACAAGUACAAAACAGAGAAACUUAAGCAAGACUUUAGGACUUCACAACUGAUUUUGAGAGUUCACCAUGUCUCAACAGGGUGAGGAAGAGGAAGUUAAGAGGCCUGAGGUGAAAGCAGAGGAUUUGAUUGGAGCCAGGGAUAAACUAGCAUUUGGAACAGAAGUGAAGAGCAAGACCUUUGAGGUGAUGCAGGAAUGCGAACGAGCCGGGAAGGUCGCGCCAUCCGUCUUCAGCAAAGUUCGCUCCGGAUCUGAGACUGCCUUUAACAAACCCAGCAGGGGAAAGUAACACUGUGGAACCAUACACUCAACUUUGUUUCACUGAAUCUUACAGCUAAAAACAUGUAAGGUGUAUUUCUAAAUGUAUCUAAAGCAUUAACACUGAAAAUAACGCAGUAGUUUUUAUUUGAACACAGUACAAGAAUCACCGAGUAACACGUGGUUAGUUGCGUCACAACCGCUAAACAAUAUUAAUAGUUUUUGAGGCUGAAUGCAAAGCCUGAUCUUAAGAACACCAUAAAAUAUAUUUUUCACUGUUUUUCUCCAAUCAUUUUCCCCAAAUGAAAAAAAAGGCUUUAAACAAAUAAAACUGAAUGGUACUUUUUGACAAAUAUCCUUGAAUGCUACUUUUAUCUAUAUGGAUUCAGACACCAGAAUACCUGGGGGGGGUUUGUAAACCAACAAACAAAAAAGUUGUUUGUUGAUUUAGUUUUAUAUUGGAAAUGUUGAAUAUUUAAUUUUGUGUGGAAAUGAAAUAUUUCUCAAAAUAAAUCAGUUCAAUCCCA
Messenger RNA from Ctenopharyngodon idella (grass carp), 870 nucleotides. RefSeq names its product musculoskeletal, embryonic nuclear protein 1a (gene mustn1a). Gene Ontology annotation, biological process: tissue regeneration; chondrocyte proliferation; chondrocyte differentiation. The record is from RefSeq and is a predicted model, not a curated record. The transcript has 3 exons. The coding region runs from base 153 to 374 and encodes 73 amino acids. NCBI's taxonomy places the organism in Eukaryota, Metazoa, Chordata, Actinopteri, Cypriniformes, Xenocyprididae. Gene Ontology annotation, cellular component: nucleus.